Messenger RNA from Zingiber officinale, 2351 nucleotides. Its product is annotated as transmembrane protein 184A-like. Gene Ontology annotation, biological process: transport. The record is from RefSeq and is a predicted model, not a curated record. Lineage: Eukaryota; Viridiplantae; Streptophyta; Magnoliopsida; Zingiberales; Zingiberaceae. Gene Ontology annotation, molecular function: transporter activity. Bases 741 to 2012 code for a protein of 423 amino acids. The transcript is spliced from 7 exons.
GGUUUCUUCGCUAAGAUCUCUCUCCAUAAAUCAGGGAUGAGAAUAGCAGCGCAGUGAUGCAGAAUUCGCGCCUUUUCUUGGAUGGAGCUGCCGGAGACGGUGACGAUCUCCGCGGCGGAGCGCUAUGGUGAAGCUCGGAGUCUGAUCAUACGGCGGUGGCCCGAGACUGAAGGAAAAGCUCGGAAGGUGGAAGCUUGCUGGCGCUGACUACGACCGGGAAGAGCCUCAAUCUCGCCGUCCAUUGAGCGGGCGGUCCGCUUUGAGAUCCGCGGCGCGAGCGAUGAACGGCCGAUGGACGGUGCGGAUGCGCGUCCAACCAUCUCGGCGCGGAGAUCCAAAGUAAUCUUUUGCCGAAAGUAAGGGGUUUCAUGAUUGACCAAUAAAAAUCCGUCCUUUUUUUUCCCCUUCCUCUUUGUCCCCCUCGUCCCUCUUCUCGCAGUCGCCACUUGGACUGGGGAAUCGAGAUUGCGGCACGAUCGACGAAGAAGGCACUCUCGUCGGCCUUCCGAUCGGCUUCCUUUUCUGAAAUUUGCAUUGCUUGGAUUAGGGUGGAAAGCGGCGGUCGCCUCUUCCUUCGAUCUGUUCUUUUCCUAGGUUUGGCUUCGUCGACUCCGUUUAGUUGAGGCAAGGUUGUCCCAUGGGAUCAGUGACUUCUUUAACAGCAAUAUUUGCCUGAGAGCUCAAUUUGGUCAUCGUGAAGGUUCUUGGAGUGUAGGGAUUCACUUGUUGUUGAUCUUCCUAUGGCGCCUGCCCUAUUUGUCAUCGUUGCAUUUCCAUGUACAAUUGGAGCCAUAGCGCUUGCUGUGCUUAACAUAUACAAGCACCUCUUGAAUUAUACAGAGCCUAUUUACCAACGGUACAUAGUGCGCAUCAUCUUCAUGGUGCCGAUCUAUGCUCUGAUGUCAUUCCUGUCUUUGGUCCUUCGUGAUAAUUCCAUAUACUUUAACUCUAUUCUAGAAAUAUAUGAAGCUUGGGUCAUAUAUAACUUCCUGUCACUUUGCUUGGCGUGGGUGGGAGGCCCAGGUGCAGUGGUUUCGAGUUUGAGCGGUCAAUCUCUAAAGCCAUCAUGCUGCCUUAUGACAUGCUGUUUCCCUCCUAUUCCUCUUGAUGGGCGUUUUAUAAGAAGAUGCAAGCAAGGCUGUUUGCAGUUCGUCAUCUUGAAGCCUAUUUUAGUUGUAAUUACAUUCAUCCUCUAUGCAAAAGGAAAAUAUGAAGAUGGAAACUUCAGUGUGGAUCGGGCUUAUCUUUACAUCACUGUAAUCUACACUGUCUCAUAUUCUAUUGCGUUGUACGCUCUGGUCUUGUUCUAUGUUUCAUGUAGAGACCUGCUUCAUCCUUUCAAUCCGGUCCCAAAGUUUAUCAUAAUCAAGUCUGUUGUUUUCCUCACUUACUGGCAGGGUGUCUUGGUGUUUCUGGCGGCCAAGUCUGAGUUCAUAAAAAGUGCUGAAGAAGCUGCAGAUCUUCAAAACUUUGUGUUAUGCGUUGAGAUGCUUGUAGCAGCUGUAGGCCACUUCUACGCAUUUCCUUACAAAGAAUAUGCGGGUGCCAACAUUGGUGGUUCUAGUGGUUUCAGGGGAAAUCUCUUUCACGCCCUCAAGUUCAACGACUUCUAUCACGACACAGUUCACCAGUUUGCUCCUACAUAUCAUGAGUAUGUCCUUUAUAAUAACGCGGAGAGUGAUGAGGGAGCAAAGAAGUACCGGUUGCGAACUUUUGUGCCAACAGGGCAAGAGAUGGAUAAUGUGAGAAAGAACAAGCACCCAGAGAAGUUAGAGGAUAUCGAGUUGUCUAGUAUCUCCACAUCCAAUUUAGCUAGCCCUGUCAUAUCAAGCACCUUGCAAGACCAAGUCAAUUUGCAAGCAAUCAAAUCCUCGCCCCUUGAAGAAAGUGCUUCUGCUUCUGCUUCUGCUUCUGCUUCCAUGCAACCCUACGAUCUUUCAGUACUAGUUGAUACAGACUUGUCAGAUUACCCUGCCAAGGUUCCUGCAGCUGAUAAUCCAAACCAUCAGUGAUCUUCUAUGGUAUGUAGAAUAUCUAAAAGGCUGAAACUUACAGAUCAAAUUGAAGGUCUUGAAGUGCACUCAUCGACAACUGAACCCAAUGAGUUUGCAAAGCUGGCACAUUCAUACCUUGAUUGCCAAGUGAUUGCACACAUGCAAAGAUGCAUAGGAUCAUUACUUGUAAAUCAACCUUAGUUAGGGUUGUGAACGCCAGACUGACUACAUCUUUCAUAUGUUUGUGUGUGUUUAGAAAAUCCUUUAUUCUUUCUCCCCUGCAAGUUUCUUCCAGGUUCCAAUAGAAUUUUGUUUUGAUGGAAAUUAAAUGAUUAAUGAAGUCAUAUUUGGUUGGUA